Melospiza georgiana is the source of this 945-nucleotide messenger RNA. RefSeq names its product all-trans retinoic acid induced differentiation factor (gene ATRAID). Lineage: Eukaryota; Metazoa; Chordata; Aves; Passeriformes; Passerellidae. The transcript has 7 exons. Bases 1 to 687 code for a protein of 228 amino acids. Gene Ontology annotation, cellular component: intracellular membrane-bounded organelle. Gene Ontology annotation, biological process: positive regulation of osteoblast differentiation. The record is from RefSeq and is a predicted model, not a curated record.
AUGAGCGGGGCCGUGCGCGGGUUCGCGCUGUUGCCGCUGCUGCUGCCGCUGCUACUGCUGCCCCGGGCCGCCCGCGGGGCCGCGGUGUGCGGGCUCUGCCCGGGGCCGCCGCGGAACGGCUCCAUCGUGUCCCGGUUCUGUGAGUCCCAGCGGGACGCCGAGAGCGACGGGCGCUGCUGCCGGGAGCGGGGCCCGGCCCCGGGGCUGCUGCUGGGGCUGGACCUGAGCAACUGCUCCCUGCAGAGCGUUCCCCCGGGACUGGCCGAGGCCACGGCUGCCUUCGUCCUGGACCUGAGUGAGAACCCGCUGACAGCCGUCCCCAGUGCUUCCUUCCGGGGCUUCACCCAACUGCAGAGCCUCGCGGUGCCGCCGGCGCUGGAGUGCCCGGGUGGGAGUGACGCCUGGCAGGACGUGACAGUGGACAGGAGCAGCCGGCUGUGCCAGGGACAGAGGAACACCUGCAACAGCUCCGAGCAGCUUGCCUGGCCAUGUCCUGAAAACUCCGUGUGUGCCCCCGACGGGCCCGGCCUCGUCCAGUGCCUCUGUGAGGGUCCCUUCCAUGGCUACAGGUGCCUGCGAGAGGACACGUUCCCGACGCUUCUCUUCGGAGGAAUCCUGGGCACGGCCACCGUGUCGCUGUCGCUGCUGCUGUGGGGCACGCAGCGGAGGAAGGCCAAGAGCCCCUGAGCAGGGCAGGGCUGGAGGCUCUGGGCACCAUUAAAGCUGCAGGUCCUCGCCGUGUGUCCGUCUGCUUCCUUCCCAGGAAAACGGGUGUGGGGUGGAAUCCAUGGGAGGGGGACCAUGCAAAUUCCCACUGCUGUAGAUACAGAUUAUAAUGUUGGCUUUCCGCAAAUAUUAAAAUGGGUUUGUGUGGGCAGUGUUAGAGUAACUUUGUGAUAUAGUUUUUACUUCUGUUAAUAAUUAAGCUUAGACAUAGUAGUGCAA